Larimichthys crocea (large yellow croaker) is the source of this 4211-nucleotide messenger RNA. It is a transcript of the gene plpp2b, whose product is annotated as phospholipid phosphatase 2b. NCBI's taxonomy places the organism in Eukaryota, Metazoa, Chordata, Actinopteri, Sciaenidae. Gene Ontology annotation, molecular function: phosphatidate phosphatase activity. Gene Ontology annotation, cellular component: plasma membrane. The record is from RefSeq and is a predicted model, not a curated record. Gene Ontology annotation, biological process: phospholipid dephosphorylation; signal transduction; phospholipid metabolic process. The coding region runs from base 535 to 1419 and encodes 294 amino acids. The transcript has 6 exons.
AUUUGCAAGGCAGGGGGAGAAAUAUCAAGCAAACCGCUGAGAGGUUUUCUCUCUGGCUCUUUGCGCGCCUGUGCGUAAAAAAAACUGAAAGCCUGCCGAUGAUCAGAUAGCCAGAGAGGAGCCAGACAAGGAAGUUGGGAGGAGGGACCAGUGCUGUGGCGUGGUGCGUGCGGAGAAGAAAAAAAGUUUAUACUGGAUUCUCCGGACAACUCCAGCGCUGUGAAAUCGGAGGAUCUCUCCAGUUCUGGUUCAGUUUAGUACGCAGACCAGUAAUGCGCACAAAAGGACGCAAGACUCCAGUGGUGCCAAGCUGAGAGACGACUUUCGGACACGCUGUCUUUUUAAGAAAGUUACACACCUAUGCUGUCAAUGUCAGCACAGGUAGUGAAGAGGAUCCCGGAAGAACUCGUAGUGCAGGUUACCAGGUUGUUUGCAUAGCCUGAACUUUACUGAAAAGCGAGGAAGCGCCGAUGGACUUGUUUACCUUGUUAAAGAAGUAGUUAUUCUCUCUUAAAGUUGUCGAUCUUAACGUAAAUGCACGGGCAGAAGAUGAAGGAUCUGAGGAAGAAGAAGCUGUACGUGGUGAUGGACGUGCUGUGCGUUUUAGUUGCGGCACUGCCCUUCAUCAUUAUGACCAUCGUGUUCAAGCCUUAUCAAAGAGGGAUUUACUGCGAUGACGAAAGCAUCAUGUACCCCAUAAAACCAGACACCAUCACCCAUGGCAUGCUGGCAGCUGUCACCAUCUCCUGCACGGUCAUCAUUAUCUCCUCUGGAGAGGCUUAUCUGGUCUACAGCAAGAGGAUUUACUCUAAUUCUGACUUCAACCAGUAUGUAGCUGCUCUCUACAAGGUAGUGGGCACCUUUUUGUUUGGAGCAGCUGUGAGCCAGUCGCUGACUGACCUUGCCAAGUACACCAUUGGCCGUCCGAGACCUAACUUCAUGGCCGUAUGUGCCCCCAAGGUCUGCACAGGAUACGUGCAGGGGAUCAACUGCACUGGCAAUCUUCAGGAUGUAACAGAGUCCAGAUUAUCCUUCUACUCUGGUCACUCCUCAUUUGGGAUGUACUGCAUGCUCUUCCUAGCACUUUAUGUGCAGGCGAGACUGGUGGCUAAGUGGGCCAGACUUCUCCGGCCCACCAUCCAGUUCUUCCUGGUGGCCUUUGCGGUGUAUGUGGGUUACACCCGAGUCUCUGAUUACAAGCACCACUGGAGCGACGUGCUGGUGGGGCUGCUGCAGGGAGCGCUUGUUGCUGUGCUCAAUGUGCAAUUUGUUUCUGACUUCUAUAAGAAGCGUCCUCCACGUUGCAGUAGGCCAGACAUAGCUGAUAGCGAAGAACCAGAGAGGAAACCCAGCGUGCAGAUUGCAGACUCCGACCAUGGCAACCAUUACAACUAUCACCACAAUCCAGGCCCUGUGUGAUAGGGGCUGACGCUAGGGAACAAAGGCUGCAGCCUGCAGAUCCCAAACCUGUGUGAUAGGGUCCAACUCUAGGCCUUCAACCUUGAUUGUGCAGUCAACAGUGUUUAGAUUACCCGCAAUCUGCAGUCCUGACUCUGUAGGCUGCCCUCUGCAGACUCCUGAUGCUAUGUGAGGUGUUAAAUUUUUGAGUGUCUAUAUGAAUUCUGCAACCAGUCCUUUGUUUAUCUGAUUGAAAGGAGUGAAGCUAGGGAUCUGGUCUGUAGCUUGCAGCCUCCAACCCCCCAGCUCCCUCCCUCCACGUCAACCACUCACUCCCCACCUACUCCCCAACCACUGGACUGACUGAGGGGGCUGCAUCCCAUCUAAAGGUGCCAGAGCCCCUUCUUAAAAGUAUCCACGAUGACAUCCUUUUCUUCUGUAAGAGAGAGAGGAGUAUAAUGUUUUUAAUACAUCAUUCUUGAUGUUGAAGUGUAUGUGCUUAAAGCUUCAUUAAGCGAAAGACUCAAGCAAAAGCAAACAUACAGCAGAAACAAAGGAACACGUGCAUCCCAAUGAGAGUCCGAUAUUCACUAGCCUUUAUGCUGCCACCUCCUAAGAAAAAUAUGCUCUCUUCGGCUUGAUACAUGGAAAUGACACAGGAAACAGCUGCCCGGAGUUUUAUAUAAUGGGUCACUCGGUUGGAUUUCUGCUAUAUGAAUUAAAUUAAAACAGCUUGAAAGUGGCGAGAAUAUGAUGAUUGGUAGUACUAGCGACUCUUUUACUUACCAGGAGCACUUUUAAUUUAAUGGUAAUAUCAAAUAAAUUGCUUAAUGAAGCUUUAACAUUUUUUGUAUGUUUUUAAUUUCAGUAUGUAGGGAACCUAAUUUGUUGACAGUGGUGAAAGAACAAGAGGAAGAGAGACAUGCAUGCUUACAGGUGAUGGUAAAGGCACAGUUUGUUAAUUGGAUAAGCUUCACUUUAGUGCACCUUAAACCAGCUACACACUAGAGGAGUGUUGCAAAUCAUUAGAAAUGAUUGAAAUGGAAACCAGUUCACAGUAGAUGAGCUAAUUUUCUCCAUAUAUCAUGUCAUCCUGUUGGCAUAAAGGCUCCCUAAAGAAAAAUGUCAGCUGCAGGCCACCGCAAUGCUGCUUUAAAAGAUAUGUAUGUUGACUUAACCAACAUGUCAAACAAGAAGCCAGCUCUCUUAACUGCCACACAAACAGGUCUGGGUAUUUCCUCUGACAAACAAUAUAACGUUAAGUUACUGUACAGGCUUGACAUGCCUGGUGACUCACACUACUUUGAUCAAGUCUGUUUUACUAGUAUCAGUGGAAUUCAACUCCCAGCAAUUAAACUUAAUGACAGCUCUUAAGUGUCAUAUUAUAUCACUGCCCAGGUGUGCCAGAUAAGAGCCUGACUUCUGAUCCCAGGAGUGCCAACUAGUCUAAAUCUGAACUGAGGGCAGACUUUAUGUCCAGACUAAUGUCAGAUUCUCCCUUAACUGUAGUGAUGCCUUUCUAAAAAGUUUGUAAUUUUUUGUGUGAAAUGGACUGCAGAGGUAGAAACCAUUGAUGCAGACAACUUUAAUUCCUGUUGGACUUUAUGUGUCAUACCACUACUAUAUUGCCAAUCAAAAAUUAGGAAAUUUGGCCUUUAUUUUCUUCUUCUUUUUCUGUUUUAUUGUAUAUUUUAAAACUCAAAUAAUAAUAAUAAUAAUAAUAAUCAAAGAAGGAUGAGACAGCCAUUUUGAAAAUGGUGUUUAAUUUAUUUUAAAUACAAGAAGUUUUUUAUUUGCUCUUACAAGGUUGGAAAUGCCAGCGCUGUUAAGGUUUUUGUGCAAUCAUCCCUGCUUGCCACUAUGAGCCACAAAUACUGUAUAUACUAAUGCUAUGAGGCAUGUUUCAUAUUGCAUGAAGGAUGUAUAUACAGGCUUGUAUGUUUUUAUUUCACAUGUAGGUACAUUUUUUUUAUUUUACCUGUACAUUGUGCUUUGGCCCAUGCCUUCUCAGACUGGCGGCUUUUGGAGUUGCCACACAAAUGGAUCCAAUUCCAGGUCCAAACAUAAGCCAGAUGCCUUGGCAGUGCUUUUAAAGGACUGUUGUGAUGAUAAAGGGUUACAUACCCAACUGUGUUUGAAGCUAGUAACACUGCCCCGUUCCCACUUCAAAGAUCUGGUCUGUGUUCCUUUUCCCCUUCCUGUGCUGAUAGAUGGGGUUAAUUUGCGAAUAAGGUCUCCUGUACAGUUCGUGUACAGCAAGCAGACCCCUGGAGGACUGACAACAGAUCAGACAGACCACAAACCUGAUAGGGGGGAGACAGGAAGACAGAGAGAAUCUCACCUGGUAGUGAUUGUGAAGCCCUGAAGCUGAGCAGGGAUUGGAGAAAGGCUGGGUACUUUAGGAGGUGGGGUGGGGUAUCCCAUGGUGAACCUCUGUCCCUGGGGUCUUCUACACUUUUGAAACAUAGAUUUAUAACAAGAAACAGCUGGAACUGGUUGCGGUGAAGUGCUGUGGCAGCCCCCUCCCCUGCUGACUACAUCUAAAUCAUCCGUGUGUUACUGCAGCCAGACUAAUAGCCCAAAUGAGGAUGAGGAUGUAGAAACGUCAUGGUGUUUGAUUCCCCUCCAGUUUCAUGGAAACCAAGGUUCUCAGCUGGUGAUGUGGCUCCAUGUGUUAUUGAAUUGGUGCCUAAUUUAAGGCUCUCCUGUUUAUAUGUCAACUUGUAGGUAUGAUUCAUGUUGUUUGCUUUUUGUAUAUAGAUUAUAUCUAUAGGCUCUAAACCAGAGAAUUUUAAAUAAAGAUAUAAUCCACA